AUUGUAUUGCAAUUUGCACUCAAGGGGGAUUUACGUUGGCUUUUUCGUCGGAAUAUUGACACUUGAACAGUUCAAUACAAAUAUCAAAUCAUCAGGACCCAUGGAUGUACAGUAUAUUUUGAUCGUACUAUUCCUCCGGCUCUGCUAUUCCAGAGCUCUCACCGUAUUCGCUUCCAUGGCUUCGUCUUCCAACACUUUUCUACCAAAACCCACUUGGCAACACUGGCGUAUCCCCUCAAGCCUCCCUGAUCAUUUGCAUAAUUCGUGUCUACUAUCGCGAAAUCUUUCAUUUUGGAGACUUGGGUUUCAAUGUUUGCAACGUGGGUCGAUUACUGAACAGAUGAUUGUUAGAAGUUCUCAUCAAGCUGAAGCUUUGGUUGAUUCUACUGCUCAAACAUUUGAUGUUCCAAUUCUGACUUGUUCAGAGGCUAUUGAAAAACUAAGAACUAACAGAGAAAAGCACAAAGGGAAGCAGCAAUUCCUGGCAAUGUACUCUAGCAUUUUUGGUGGAAUAACAACAGAUCCAGCAGCUAUGGUGAUACCCAUGGAUGAUCAUAUGGUGCAUAGGGGGCAUGGUGUCUUUGAUACUGCUGCAAUAAUGGAUGGACAUCUAUAUGAAUUGGACCAACACCUUGACCGUAUUCUAAGGUCAGCAUCUAUGGCCAAAAUUAAUCUUCCUUUUGAUCGGGAAAGUAUAAGAAGAAUACUCAUGCAAACAGUGAGUGCUUCCAAGUGUCAGAAAGGAUCACUAAGAUACUGGCUCUCGGUAGGACCUGGUGAUUUCCAACUCUCUCCAUCUAGCUGUCAUCAGCCAACCCUUUAUGCCAUUGUUAUCCAAGAUCAGUCACCAUUUGAUUCGAAAGGCAUUAAGGUGGUAACUUCAUCAGUCCCUAUAAAGCACCCACAGUUUGCCACCAUGAAGAGCGUAAAUUACCUUCCGAAUGUGCUUUCAAAGAUGGAAGCUGAAGAGAAUGGUGCAUUUGCAGCCAUUUGGCUGGAUAAUGAUGGGUUCAUUGCUGAAGGACCUAAUAUGAAUGUGGCAUUUGUUACCAAAGAUAAAGAACUUCUGAUGCCACACUUUGACAAAAUUCUAAGUGGGUGCACAGCUAAGAGAGUUUUGACUCUAGCUGAGGUGCUGGUCAGGGAGGGUAAACUUCAUGGAGUAAAGAUGGGUAAUGUGACUGUAGAGAAAGGAAAGAAAGCAGAUGAAAUGAUGCUUAUUGGCAGUGGAAUUCUUGUUCGCCCUGUGGUGCAGUGGGAUGACCAGAUCAUUGGCAACGGCAAAGAAGGUCCCAUAACUCUAGCUCUCUUGAAUCUUAUAUUGGAGGACAUGAAGUCUGGCCCUCCGACAAUUCGAAUACCAGUUUCCUAGGAAAAUUUCUGGAUAUUGCAAAGUGGGACUGCAUACUUCAAACAUGGAAAGCUAUUUUUCAGCUACUCACUCACUUGCAGAGGCUGAAGAGCCGUUGAAAGCCAAAAAUUCCUCUAUUUUAAUUGACUUCUUUAGUAAGUUACAAUAACCUCUAUAUAAGACAAUUUUCUGUAUGCAAGUUAAGCUGAUUUCUGUGACAAACUAAAACAAUCCAAUUAGCUUGAUGAUUUCUUGUGCUGUGUUUGAUGAGAAAACCAUGGAGAGAACGAGUUUCAGAUGUGUCAAAUAGGAUUUUAGAGAAGCUUCUUAUUUUCAUUGUAUGCGACACUGACCCAUUUACAUUUAGUCUUUAUAUAUUCUCCCUCACCUAAA
Molecule: messenger RNA, 1744 nt
Organism: Hevea brasiliensis (rubber tree)
Lineage: Eukaryota; Viridiplantae; Streptophyta; Magnoliopsida; Malpighiales; Euphorbiaceae
Product: D-amino-acid transaminase, chloroplastic
Exons: 5
Coding region: 101-1372 (423 amino acids)
Biological process (GO): carboxylic acid metabolic process
Molecular function (GO): catalytic activity
Source: RefSeq, a predicted model, not a curated record